AUGGCAGACCCAGCCGGCUUCAUGACGGGCACCGUCAAGAUCGAGGAUGGCACCAUAAAGAAGGAGGAGCUUGACGCGAAGGUCAAGCAGGAGAAGAAGGAGGAGGAGAAGGACAUCAAGGUCGACGGCGUGAAAGGUGAGGGCGUGAAGAACGAAGGCGUAAAGCAAGAAGGCAACGUGAAGCAAGAGAAGAGGACGGAGGAAGACGUGAAGAACGAGAUGAAGAUGGAAGGGACGAAGCGGGAAGAUUUCUACGUCCUUGCCACGAAGGGAGAGGGAGCGAAGGGCGAGGUCAAAGGAGAAACCAAGGGCGAAAUGAAAGGCGAGGGCGUGAAAGGGGAAGGCGUGAAAGGCGAGUCCAAGCGAGAAAGGUCUCGGUCAAAGAAGAAGAAAAAGAAGGACAAGAUCAAGAAAGAGAAGGGCGAUGGCGAAGGCAAGGAAAAGAAGGACAAGAAGAAGCGAAAGGGCUCGGAGUCUCCCGGAGGUACCAGGAAGCGAAAGAGCAAGUGGGGUCCCGACACGGGUGGAUUUUCCAUGACCGCUAUCCCCGGUGGUAGAUCUGGGCUUCUGCCCGCCGCAGAAGGCGACGAGACCAUGCGCUCCGUCUGCAUGCUGUCUCCUUCUUGCUGCAUUCUUUUCAGGUUGAUUUGUUUUGGUGUGGUCCAGACCCUCACACCUUAG
Symbiodinium sp. CCMP2592 is the source of this 681-nucleotide messenger RNA. Lineage: Eukaryota; Dinophyceae; Suessiales; Symbiodiniaceae. The record is from the annotation of a GenBank genome assembly.